ACUGUGCUUCUUUACAGAAAUCUACAAGGAAACGCUAUAUCCUACAUUGACAAAAAUGUAUGGAAAGCAUAUCGCUGGGUUGAGACUCUGAUUCUCAGCGAAAAUUAUUUGACUGAAUUACAUAAGGAUUCAUUUGAAGGCCUGCUAUCCCUGAAGCACUUGGAUUUAUCCUGUAAUAAAAUUCAGUUUAUUGAAAGACGUACAUUUGAAUCACUUCCCUUUUUGAAGUCUGUAAAUCUUGGCUGCAAUUUACUCACAGAAGUGAGUUUGGGCACAUUUCAGGCGUGGCAUGGAAUGCAUUUUUUGCACGUGGUAAAUCUUGAUCAGAAUCCAUUGACAACUAUUGAAGAUUCCUAUCUUUUUAAUUUGCCAGCAUUAAAAUAUCUAGACCUCGGAAGAACGCAGGUGUCCAUCAGCACAGUUGAGAACAUCCUCAUGAAGACUCUCGAACUGGAAAAACUAAAUCUACAAGGAAACGCUAUAUCCUACAUUGACAAAAAUGUAUGGAAAGCAUAUCGCUGGGUUGAGACUCUGAUUCUCAGCGAAAAUUAUUUGACUGAAUUACAUAAGGAUUCAUUUGAAGGCCUGCUAUCCCUGAAGCACUUGGAUUUAUCCUGUAAUAAAAUUCAGUUUAUUGAAAGACGUACAUUUGAAUCACUUCCCUUUUUGAAGUCUGUAAAUCUUGGCUGCAAUUUACUCACAGAAGUGAGUUUGGGCACAUUUCAGGCGUGGCAUGGAAUGCAUUUUUUGCACGUGGUAAAUCUUGAUCAGAAUCCAUUGACAACUAUUGAAGAUUCCUAUCUUUUUAAUUUGCCAGCAUUAAAAUAUCUAGACCUCGGAAGAACGCAGGUGUCCAUCAGCACAGUUGAGAACAUCCUCAUGAAGACUCUCGAACUGGAAAAACUGAUCUUACCUAGCCACAUGGCCUGCUGCCUCUGCCAAUUUAAAAAGGACAUUGAGACUGUCUGCAAUACAGUCAAGCUGCAUUGUCGCAAUGAAUGUCUGACAAACCCUCUAUCUUGUGUACCAGAACCAUCGACAGAGAAUCCCAAAGCAGAAUUCCUGAAGAUACUGCAAGCCCGGAAGAGGAACACUAGCACCGAAUUAAUUAUUACUUCAGAGACGCAUAAUUCAGAUAAACAUACACUUGACAUUCUAGACUCUACAAAUGAGCAGCUAGACUUGAAUGAAAAAGUUGACUUUAUCAGUGCACUAAAUUACGUGCUGCGUUAUUUCUCAGGCAGCAAUCUAGAAGACGUAGAGUCAGCGUUACUACCCUACAUCAAGUUGAUUUUUUCAAGUCCAGAAGAAGAUAGAUCUGUGGAUCACUUGACAAACCAUCUAGAAGACUUCUCUGUGAAAGCACAGAAACGUACAUUGGGAGAGAUCCACUUUCUGGAAAACUUGAUAAACUCUGAAAUUGAGCAAAAAAUGGAUGAGGUUAAAGACUCAAAAAAAGCUGUGAUGCUGAUGCAGCCUCCGUUAGAUAUCAGAGGGAAACGACGAUUCUUCCUAAGGAAGUUAGAAAGGACCCGAUCACAGCAGAUCAGCCUGGCGCCCACCCCAAGCACAAGACAAAGAUUACAGAGACAGAAAAAUGUCAUCAAGGGGUCAGAGGGCCUGAGGAAAAGGCAGCAGCGGGAGGCAAUCAGGAGGAGGAGAGAGAACGCGCGCCCCCUUGUGGAGGGCACCGUGCAAGGCGAGCUGGGAAGCACAGGUACCAGGGAGCAGGAGGAGCUUCCUGUGGCCCAGAGGCCCUGGCACCUGGUGGCCAACUCCUUCCACCCAGAGCCCCCACUCACAGAGGAGCACAGUGCCAGGGCCGCCUCUUCCCUGAAGAGGUACAUGGUGGACCGGCCAUCUGCUGCCCUCCUUGUAAAGUCCCUUGCUGACCUAGAAAAAGGGUUAAUUGACACCAUGAAAAUGAGGACAAAAAAGACAGAGGCAGCAGAACAAAGUUCGUAUUCCAGAGUGAAUUACCGCUUACACAGAAUUGAUCCUCAUCCUGUGUUUAGAACAUCCAAGAGCAAAGUGAAAACAAAAGUGGCAACAGAACCAAACACAGAUUCCAGAGUGAAGUACCACUUCAAUAAAAUUGAUCUCCAUCCAGUGUUCAAAACCCGCAAAACCAAACGGAGACUGCAUUUGAGAAGGAAGAAUUCCCUCAACACACAGAGCUCUGUAAAGAGGCCUCCGCUCCUUACCCUACAGAGUCUCAUCGAUUCCCCUCCCCGAGAGCCUUCUCCCUCUUCUGGAGACCCGAGUUCUCAGGAUAUUCCAUCCCCAGAAGCAAAGGCUCUUUCAAUAUCUCCUGCAGAAGACAUUCUUGAAGCCAGCCUUGCUGCAGGAAAUGACUUAGGAAAAUCUCCCCCUGCCAGCACAACCCAGGGGCAUCCAUUGGCCGCUGGUUCCCCUGAGAUUGCCCCCAACUCAGUAGUUGUGACUGAGAAAAUGCAAUGGGGGAACCCUAACAUGGGCAAGGACAUCCCCUCCAUACCCACAGGCACUACUUACCCCUUGCAGUCAUCCCCAGGGGACCAGUUGGAAAGUCAACUGAACCAGCAGCUACGGUCCCUCAUCCCCAAUAAUGAUGUGAGAAAGUUCAUCUCACUCGUAAUCCAUACUCUGCAAACGGACUGUGCAGACCCCCAGGUGCAGCUGUCCUGUGCCAAGCUCAUCUCCAGCACGGGCCUCCUCAUGAAGCUCCUCAGUGAGCGGCAGCCAGUAACGGCGGCCAAGGCGGAAUGGGACACAGACCGGCGGGAAGAAGAGAACUACAUCAGCGAGAGCCCGGGACGCCUGAGUGAUGCAGGAAUGAUCGAGUCAACCGAGGUGAGGACGGCCACGAGACAGGAGACCUGCCCUUUCCUGUCGCUUAGGAAGUGUCAUUAAAGCACCAAGGAGGAGGAACAGGGGCUCCCAGUCCAUAUCUUGUAUUGGGCACAUAACUUUGGCCAAGGUGGUGAUUUCCCACUUUGCUCCUUUAGAGAAUGAAGCAGCCCUGACAAGCUAGAGUACCUGUAGAGUAUCUGUGUGACAAUAGAUCAUGUAACAUUGGAUCUUGUGUGGUCUUGAAGAUCCUAUAAGCCACUCACCUGGAAGAAUAUGGGCUGGAAUAGUUAAGUGCUCAUGCUGUCUCUUUAUUUGAUCUGUUUUAAUUGCUCUUUU
Messenger RNA from Ochotona princeps (American pika), 3168 nucleotides. RefSeq names its product leucine-rich repeat-containing protein 37A2-like. Gene Ontology annotation, molecular function: protein binding. The coding region runs from base 295 to 2892 and encodes 865 amino acids. The transcript has 14 exons. The record is from RefSeq and is a predicted model, not a curated record. NCBI's taxonomy places the organism in Eukaryota, Metazoa, Chordata, Mammalia, Lagomorpha, Ochotonidae.